CACUUCCAGGGGAGCUUUUUCUGCCUCUUUGCCUAGGAGCUCCACAAGGCUCCUGUUAUUUAAGCAUUGUAGAAGUGAUCCCGCCCAGUGAGGUCAUCAGGUGGCUGGCAGCCCGCUGCCCUUUGGGGUGCUUAGUGCUGGGACAUUCACUCUCAUCAAGCUCCCUGAGGAACAAGCUCUUUUAUUUGGAACCAAACUGAAUGACUUUUGAGGAUUAAAAGGCCAAAGACUGAGCUUAGUUCCCAGCUCAAGUCUCUCUAACUCAGGCUGUAGGUUAUUUUGGUAGAUUUUCUCACUACUUGAGGGCUAUGAAGUUGGUUUUCGUGCUGAAAGACACAAGACUCAAUGGAGGUAGGUGCAGAGGGCCUGAUCUAUACCCUUCUGUGUCCCUGACCCAUGGGCAGUCCUGUUGAGGAAGAAGUGAGGAAUUAACACGUAUCUUGCAUCUGCUGCAGUCCUGGACUGCCUUAGGUGCUGGGGAUGCAGUAUGAGCAAGACAGUCGGGCAGUUCCCUUCACAGAGCUCAUGAGCUACUGUGGGGAGAAAGCCUUGGAUAAGAGUUUGAAGAGGAGCACCGUCUGGUGCUAUGGAUGCGUUUUAUGGGAAGGUUUAACUAGGUCUGAGCCAUCAGGGAAGGUGUCCCCGCGGAAUAAUAAUGAUACUAAACCCUAAGCUCUUAUUGUGGGCCAUUUCUUUAUGUGAGUUUAUACAUAAUUUUCAUAGCAACCCCGUGAGGUAGGUGGUAGUUAUUUUACAGAUGAGGAAACAAAGAAGAUUAAAUAUUCUGCCCAAGGUGACAAAGCUACGAGGUGGCAGAGCUGAGAUUCAAACCCAUAUAGUGCUGGAGUGAGGGUCUUUAGCCUUUGCACUCUGCCGUCCCUCCUUUCAACUGUGACUUGACAGAUGAGUAGGUGUCAGGCAGGUGAGGCGUGGGGAGCUACACGUGAAAAAGCCCUGUGAUGGGAGCCUGGUGGGUAUGAGCAACCGAGACGAGCAGGGCUGGAGCAAAGAGAAUGAGGGGAGGUGGCUGCCAGGUCACAGAGACCUUGCUUUAGGAGUUUGGACUUUAUUCUCAGGACAUCCAGGAUCUCCUCGACGGGAUUUGAGCAGGGGAAUAACGAUCAGAUUUGUGUGUGAAGAGACCACUGGAGAAGACUGGCAGGCAAGACUUGGAGGAGAUAAGGCUGGAAUCCAAAGAAUUGCAAUAAGCGAGAACACAAAGAUUACGAGAUAUGAGAGCUGGGUUGUUCUCCUCAGGGACAAAAGGAAUCAGAGGUAAAACACAAAAUCCUGUACCCAAAAUCUCCUUGGCUUUCACAAUAUUCAUGCCAUCUCUCUCCUGGCCAGAGCCCAUGCUUGCCAUCCAAACCAUCAGUUUUAACUGUGCAGAUGACAAUUGGAAGCCAUUUAGGUUGGGUCUAGCAUUUGCCAUGGAUGAGAUGUCAGGACUCCUGUUCUUCAAAAUGAAGUUCUCAUUAGCAAAGUUCUCCACCUAGAUAGACUUGCUGCUGGUACUCUUAUGAUAAACCCAGAAAUAAGUCUGGGAAAGCAAUAAUCCUUCUAACCAAAUCUCAUCUUCCCAGUGCUCAGAGAACUGAAGUUUUCUGCUUUGGAACAUUGUCUACAAACAGCUUGAAGAAGACCUGGCCCAAGAACUUGCCUGUCAUGGCCAUGUCUGUACAUGGACUCGGCAAGCCAGCAACAUCGAAUGAGAGUCAGCAAAGAGUCCAGUAGGAUCUUAUUUAAGUUCUUCCACAACAGCCUCAUGAGGUCGACUCAGCCCUGGCCCAAGCUGGUCCUCAGAAAAAGGAGGCUCCCCUGCCUCCAGGCAGGAGGGGUGAAACCACACAUCUCUCCACUUCACCCUUAAUAUGGAAUUUUUAAAGAAAUCAGUGAGUGUUCCUGGACCCUCGGCAAGCACUAUCGCUUCUCCAUCGAGUCCGACGUGCCAACAGAGGCCUCCUGGAGGAGAUGCGCAAGGGCAACCUGGAGCGAGAGUGCGUGGAGGAGCUGUGCAACUAUGAGGAGGCCUUUGAGGCCCUGGAGUCCUCCAGCGCCACGGAUGCGUUCUGGGCCAAGUACACAGCUUGUGAGUUGGUGAGGAAACCUCGAGAAAAGCUCGUGGAAUGUCUGGAAGGUAACUGUGCCGAAGGUCUGGGUAUGAACUACCGAGGGAAUGUGAGUGUCACCCGGUCAGGCAUUGAGUGCCAGCUAUGGAGGAGUCGCUACCCACAUAAGCCUGAAAUCAACUCUACCACCCACCCUGGGGCUGACCUGCAGGAGAAUUUCUGCCGCAACCCGGAUAGCAGCAGCACUGGGCCUUGGUGCUAUACUUCAGACCCCACCGUGCGGAGGGAGGAGUGCAGCAUCCCUGUCUGUGGCCAAGGGGGUGUCACUGUGGCGCUGACCCCACGCUCCAAAGGCCUCACCGUGAAUGUGUCACCUCCAUCUGAGCUGUGUGUCCCUGAGCGUGGCCGGCAUUACCAGGGGCGCCUGGCGGUGACCAUGUAUGGGUCCCCCUGCCUGGCCUGGGACAGCUGGCAGGCCAAGGCCCUGAGCAAGGACCAAGACUUCAGCCCGGCUGUGCCGCUGCUGGAGAACUUCUGCCGCAACCCAGACGGGGACGAGGAGGGCGCAUGGUGCUACGUGGGCGGGAAGCCUGGCGACUUCGAGUACUGCGACCUCGACUACUGUGAGGAGGAGCCGAUAGAGGAGGAGACUGGCGACGGGCUGGGCGAGGACCCGGACGCGGCCAUCGAGGGGCGCACCACCACCGAGGACUUCCAGCCCUUCUUCAAUGAGAAGACCUUCGGCGCGGGGGAGGCAGACUGUGGGCUGCGGCCUCUGUUCGAAAAGAAGUUGCUGGAGGACGAAACGGAACAGGAGCUGCUGGAGUCCUAUAUCGAGGGGCGCAUCGUGGCGGGCCGGGACGCGGAGAAGGGCCUGGCGCCCUGGCAGGUGAUGCUUUUCCGGAAGAAUCCUCAGGAGCUGCUGUGUGGGGCUAGCCUCAUCAGUGACCGCUGGGUCCUCACUGCUGCCCACUGUCUCCUGUACCCGCCUUGGGACAAGAAUUUCACUGAGAAUGACCUUCUAGUGCGCAUUGGCAAGCAUUCCCGCACCAGGUAUGAGCGAGGCAUUGAAAAGAUCUCCAUGCUGGAAAAGAUCUACAUCCACCCCCGGUACAACUGGCGGGAUAUCCUGGACCGCGACAUCGCCCUGCUGAAGCUCAGGAAGCCCAUUUCCUUCAGCGACUACAUCCACCCCGUGUGCCUCCCUGACAAGCAGACGGCAGCCAGGUUGCUCCAGGCUGGAUACAAAGGGCGGGUGACCGGCUGGGGCAACCUGAGGGAGACAUGGACAGCCAGUGCUAGUGAUACGCAGCCCAGUGUCCUGCAGGUGGUGAAUGUGCCCAUCGUGGAACGCCCAGUCUGCAAGGCAUCCACCCGGAUCCGCAUCACUGACAACAUGUUCUGUGCUGGUUACAAGCCCGAUGAAGGGAAACGAGGGGAUGCUUGUGAAGGUGACAGUGGGGGACCCUUUGUCAUGAAGAGCCCCUUUAACAAACGCUGGUAUCAAAUGGGCAUCGUCUCAUGGGGCGAAGGCUGUGACAGGGAUGGAAAAUAUGGCUUCUACACACAUGUGUUCCGCCUGAAGAAGUGGAUACAGAAGGUCAUUGAUCGGCUUGGAAGUUAGGGGGCCACCCACAUUCCAGGCUCCUCACUGCGAAAUCAGAGAAAGCAAUCCAGUGAAAGAAUUAUUUUUGUGGUUUGUUCCCAAAAACUAUAGUUCUCAAUAAAAACUAUAUCUCUGAGCCUCAGUGCUCCCAGUGCUGUUCAUGGGCAGCUCAGGCAAGGCCAGUACCACUAUUGGAUAAAGAGGACUUAAUAGAAUCCACUACCCCCUAGAUCAGGGCCAGGUGAGAGUUAAGAUAUAUUUACGAAUGUACCUUAUCACUUGUUAUUUAGAUCACUUAUAUUCCUAUUUUCAGUUCAUCUGAUCUGUCUUGUACAUAUUGCUAUUAUUCCUGUUAGGUGCCUUUAUUCUCAGGGGGAACUAGGUAUUACAGCCCACGGUAGGUGUGGAAGCGAGUUUCAGCUGGUGUGGAAUGUUAAUCGGUUGGUAACUACCUGGAGGACUGUGUUCAGAAGAGUCAGUCUGAGCUUGGAGGGGAAGAGUGAAGCCUGAAUGCUGUGGGGACAGGACAGAGGAGUGGAGCAUGGAUGCCACGUGGUUACAAUUCCUGGCCCAGAUCUUCAACUAAGAUCUUUAAAAUUCAUGGUUUAAUGCAGGAAGGGACCUCAGGUAGGUACCUUUACCCCUAGCCCUUCCACUUUCCCAUUUUCAAUACAUCAGGUAACAGAAUUAGGACCAAGUUCCUUGCCCUCAUUCUUUGGUUCUGGUUGACUAGAAAGCAGUGUAAAAACUGGGAAUUCAGUGAGCUUGCAGGAACUUGGCAGCCCAGAACUUUAACUAGAGCAGGGAGAAGGGAUUAGGAAUUACAAUACCCCAAAUCUUUUUAAACCAGGGUACACAUUCUCACAAGACUGCUUCCCUCCAACACAGCUGUCAGCAUUGUAAGCUCUGGGCACUUUGUUUUUUCAUAUUAGUUGUGCUAAUUCUAGACCCAAGCACAGCCAUUAUUUCUAAAUAUGUUCUAUAGCAGUGAACUCCUCCAUCCUCCCUUCAGUGAACGCCUACUCCCAUGGGCGAGAGGCAAGUUUAAUUUCAGGCUGCGUAGGGGCCACCUGAAAAUCACGACUGGAAGCAAGAGAGGAUUCAUUUUCCAUCAACUUUACAUUUUCUUCAACUGCUGUUCAAAAAAUGAAGUCUACAAAAAUUCCUUUGAACUUAAUUAUUGCCCCAAAAGUCUCCCAUCUGAAUCCAGAACCUUAGUACUGAGGUGUUUCUGACUGGAAGGAGGCCCUGGGGAAUUGAUUCCAGAGGUGACUCCUCAGUUCAUUUUCUGGUCCUCAUGCAGACUGAUGGGAAGCAGCUGCUAGUCUGGACUCAGACUCUGAUAACAAGGCAGGAAGCCCCUAAGCAAUCCUGUAUUCCUUUAGGCUAACGACCUCAAAUCAGAUCACUAUCCCUGGUCACGAUCUCACGUGCAUUUGGGCAGCAAAGUGGCAGGACGCCAAGAGCUCCUUGGAACCACAGUUAUAAUGGGAGGAAGCUAUGACCAAAACCUCAAAACUGGGAAGAACGAAGCUUCGUGCUCCCCUACGAGCCGCCCAAGGAGGGCAGGACAGGCGAGUUCCUCUUCUCCCAAGG
Pteropus alecto (black flying fox) is the source of this 5271-nucleotide messenger RNA. RefSeq names its product coagulation factor II, thrombin (gene F2). Gene Ontology annotation, biological process: platelet activation; proteolysis; blood coagulation. NCBI's taxonomy places the organism in Eukaryota, Metazoa, Chordata, Mammalia, Chiroptera, Pteropodidae. Gene Ontology annotation, molecular function: calcium ion binding; serine-type endopeptidase activity. Bases 1972 to 3693 code for a protein of 573 amino acids. The transcript is spliced from 16 exons. The record is from RefSeq and is a predicted model, not a curated record. Gene Ontology annotation, cellular component: extracellular region.